Nicotiana attenuata is the source of this 1940-nucleotide messenger RNA. Its product is annotated as probable WRKY transcription factor 4. Gene Ontology annotation, molecular function: sequence-specific DNA binding; DNA-binding transcription factor activity. Gene Ontology annotation, biological process: regulation of DNA-templated transcription. The record is from RefSeq and is a predicted model, not a curated record. The coding region runs from base 284 to 1777 and encodes 497 amino acids. The transcript has 5 exons. NCBI's taxonomy places the organism in Eukaryota, Viridiplantae, Streptophyta, Magnoliopsida, Solanales, Solanaceae.
UUUCACUCACUCUACAUGAAUUAUUGGCAAUUUAGACUCCAACCAAAGCUUGAGUUUUGAGACUCAAGAAACUACUCUUAGUUAAAGGUGGGAAGUGAAUAAAUGAUUAGUGAAAGUUCAAUUCCUCUUAAUUAAUUGUUUGAGGGAGAAAUGAUAAGCCUAGCAUUGUUGAAUGCUAGGCAGCCAAAUGUGGUUUCAAGGCAAUGAGUUCAUACAACAAAUUAAGCGCAGUUAUUAUUGAACGUUACUUUCAGAAAGUUGCUAGCUUGGUUUACCUGUAGCCAUGUCGUCACCACCGUGUCGGCCGGCUGUCCUAACGAUACCUCCCGGCAUUAGUCCAGCAGCAUUGCUUGAUUCUCCGGUGACGUUUCCAAAUUCAGUGGCACCUACUGAAACAAAUGUACAACAAACUUUGAACAACAUUGAGUUAACAAAUAAGCAAAUCUCUCAGCAAGAAGAAUUUACCAAGAAAGAAAACCAAUUUGGUUUUUUCAGUUCUAGCAUUAGUCCUAGCAGUUCAGAUGAUGGAUUCACAUGGAGAAAAUACGGACAAAAGCGCGUAAAAGGGAGUAAUUUUCCAAGAAGUUACUAUAAAUGUACUCAGCAAAGUUGUCCUGUUAGGAAAAAAGUAGAGUGUGCACCAAAUGGACAGGUUAUAGAAAUUGUCUACAAUGGUGCUCAUAAUCACCCGAAAACUCAAUCUAUUCAACGACCAAGUAUGGAUAAUUCUUUUGUUGUUAGGGACGUGGAGGAAAUAGGCCAAGAAAAUGCAUCAGUUUGGAGAUAUCAGCAAUUUGAGUGUAAUAAGAAUGUUACAAGUUACAAUGCUAAUGGUCUAAAAAGAACAUCCUCUGCAUCUGUCUUGACUGAAGUAUCUGAUCCAAUGUCAACCAAUCCAAAAUCCAUGAAUGUGUUUGAAUCAGCUGGAACUCCUGAGCUUUCUUCUACACUUACUAGUUAUGAUGGCGACGAUGGAGAUUGGGCCACUCAAGAAGGUACUUUCCUUGGUGACGAUGUCAAUGAGUAUGAAUUAGAGCCAAAAAGAAGGAAGAAAGAAAGUUAUUCAGCUGAACCAAGUUUAUUAUCAAGAACAGUGAGAGAACCAAAAGUAGUCCUCCAGGUAGAGAGUGAGAUCGAUAUUCUUGAAGAUGGCUAUCGCUGGAGAAAAUAUGGCCAAAAAGUUGUCAAAGGGAACCCAAACCCCAGGAGCUACUAUAAAUGUACCAAUGCUGGAUGCAUAGUGAGGAAGCAUGUGGAAAGGGCUUCAGAUAACUUAAAAUCAGUAAUCACAACAUAUGAGGGGAAACACAACCAUGAAGUGCCUUCAACAAACAAGACAAAUGGUGUUCCCGGACACAUUCAGUCAGCAUCCACGUUGAACGGGCAAACUAAUUGCAUGACAUCUCGAAAAGGUCCCAAAGGUUCAAAUUGCAGAGUGCAAGUUCAAGAUCUUCCAUUUCCAUUCGAACGAAAACCUUUCGUUGGAAGUGAAUAUUUAAGGCCAAGUUUUGUUGGAAGUUACCUCGGAGACUUGAGUUUUGGAGCUUGUUCCUUGCAGCUUCCGAAUUUUCCAUUGCCAUUGCCAUUGCCAUCGCGAAUGAGUUUUCCUGCAAGAUUAAACGAGCCUCCUCUUGAUGACUUUCAUUUGAGUAACCAUCACUUACUGCCAAAUGGUGCAUCCAAUUCUUUUCUUGCAGUUGGGAAUAUGCAACAUAUUAACGAUGACAACAAUAAUUCAAGUCUCCUUAAAGCCAAAGAGGAGAUUCAGUGGACCUAGCUCUGUCUUAUUGGCUUCUGAUACAUCGUUCAAUAUAGAUUUUAUUCUAGUAGAUGCAUCUGCACUCAUUGCUUUCGACUUAAAUAAUACAUAUAUAGUACCAGGUUUGGGAAUAUAUAUAUUUAUCCUAUCAGGGUGUCACCAGCCGAUUCUAUGACACAAC